Messenger RNA from Colletotrichum truncatum, 522 nucleotides. RefSeq names its product DASH complex subunit SPC19. Gene Ontology annotation, cellular component: spindle microtubule; DASH complex. The record is from RefSeq and is a predicted model, not a curated record. Gene Ontology annotation, biological process: attachment of spindle microtubules to kinetochore. NCBI's taxonomy places the organism in Eukaryota, Fungi, Ascomycota, Sordariomycetes, Glomerellales, Glomerellaceae.
AUGUCAGCAGCCCAAAACGCAGCAACAUAUGCAGACUGCGUAGCCUCCCUCCGCUCCUCCCUCAACUUCCUCCAAUCGUCCGUCGAGACCCUCGAGACAGGCGUAUCCGACCUACCGCGCGUCGCGUCCGUCCUGCGUCCCACGCGACACUUCGAGCUCAUCCCGCAACCCACGCUCGCAGCCGCCGAGGCCUCGCUGCGCGACGAAAUCGGCCCCUACAUCGCUCUUCUCCUCGACCGCGCGGACGCACAGCUCGCGCGGAGGGAGAGACGCAUCGAGACCCUGAAAGCGAGAUGUGAGCUUCUCCAGGGCCGUCUGGCGCAACCCACGGAUGACGACGACGAGGGCUACGGGAAGAAGAAGAAGGCCGGAGACAAGAGGAAGGCUCUGGCUGGCGAGAGCGCGCUGCGGGCCAGGGCCGUGAGGCAGCGUAGGGAGGCUCUAGAGUACAGCGUCGAGAGGCUGGAACUGGAGGUCCUGACCAAGGAGAGGGAGCUGAGGAAGAGGCUGGACAAGGCCUGA